Messenger RNA from Belonocnema kinseyi, 1290 nucleotides. RefSeq lists its product as uncharacterized. NCBI's taxonomy places the organism in Eukaryota, Metazoa, Arthropoda, Insecta, Hymenoptera, Cynipidae. The record is from RefSeq and is a predicted model, not a curated record. Gene Ontology annotation, molecular function: nucleic acid binding. The transcript has 3 exons. The coding region runs from base 1 to 1290 and encodes 429 amino acids. Gene Ontology annotation, biological process: DNA integration.
AUGGGAGAGCUUCCCAAAAACCGAAUCGUCUUCGAAAGAGCCUUUCUGCAUACCGGAAUCGAUUAUUGCGGUCCCUUCUCGAUAAAGGAAAGAAAAUAUCAAAAUCGAAACAAGAUAAAAAUCUACGCUGCCAUUUUCGUGUGCUUCGCGACUAAAGCUGUGCAUAUCGAAAUCGUGAGCGAUCUUACAACCGAAGCGUUUUUAGCAUGCUUAAAACGAUUUUUUGCGAGACGCGGAAAAGGUUCUAAUCUUUACUCCGAUAACGCUACCAAUUUCAAGGGCGCUCAACGUGAACUCGCUGAAAUAUUAAAUUUUUUACAAGAAAAUAACGACAAAAUCUAUCGCGUUCUCGCAGACGAUGAAAUCAAUUGGCAUUUUAUCCCCCCGCGUUCGCCACAUUUCGGCGGACUCUGGGAAGCCGCAGUUAAAUCGUUUAAACGCCACUUGGUACGUGUUAUCGGAGAAAAAUUACUGACUUACGAACAAUUCACGACCGUCGCUACUGAGAUAGAGGGUAUCCUGAAUUCACGUCCAUUGGCGCCUAUAUCCUCUGAUCCUAAUGAUCUAUCCACUUUAACUUCGGGUCACUUUUUGAUAGGUGACUCAAUAACAAGCGUGCCUGAGCAAAAUUUAUUGGACCUAUCGCCCGGUAGACUAUCGUCGUGGCAGCAAGUCCAACAAAUAAAGCAACACUUUUGGGCUCGCUGGCACAAGGAAUAUCUCCAUGAAUUGACCGUGCGUAAAAAGUGGCACAAGGGUUCCACUACCGAUAUUCAAAUUGGUACGAUUCUCACUAUUCGCGACGACAAUCAACCUCCUAUGCGCUGGAAGUUAGGCCGCGUGAUAAAAACUACCCCAGACUUAAGUUCACAGUUUGAUCUUUUUCCUAAUGACGACCUUAAGCUUAAUGAUCAUCCUGUCGGAUCUUCUCAUGCUUCUGAAAGAAAUAAUUCAACUGAAAGGUCUCUCUCUACUGUCGAGCCUUCUGUUCGUGUCCGGUCCAGGUCGCCUCCUAGAGAGUCUCAUCAUUCUCCCAGAAUUUUGCCAAGAACCCGUUCUCAACAAAAGGACUCUCCUCAAAACACUCAAUCCGCGGCCAUCGCCUUCCAGAGAAUAAAGAAAUUAAGAAAUCAUGUCAAAUCAAAAGCAAGUGGCACUCCCAUUACAGGAAGACAAAAAGGAAUCUUCAGUCCCACGGCCAGUGGUAAGCUAUCAGUACAGAGAACAAUUUCUUUCAAAGCCACAAAGGACAACCUGUCAAAGCCUAAAGAAAAACAGCUCAAAGAUUAA